AUGAGAAACUUGAUCCCUCAGCACUUGCCUGAAGCUCCCCUGCUUGAGCACGAGAUCACCGCUAUCGACGUUAGUACCACCGACGUGUGCGGCAGUUCAGGUGUAACCAGUACAGGGGCCAGUGGCGGGCGACGGAGUUGGAGACUCCGUUCUUUACAGAAAUCAUGUGCGCAUAAUUCUAACCGCGCUUUUUCUGCCGAAAAUAGCCACUUCGGAUUUAUCCGAUAUAGACCAGUCACGUCGUUCGCGGGGAACAUUCCGUUACCGGAAUUAUUUCCCGCAGGAGACGACGUUGAUCCAACCGCACCUUUGGAAACUUCGAUUUAUCCCCACUCGGCGAACAAAGCUCCAAUUGUGACCGCCACGGCAAUCUUGCGAAAGCACGUGGACCCCGAGUUGCAGCCCGGAAUGCCGAUGCACUGCACACGGAUGAUGCGGAGUAUUGAUUUGAAGCCUGAUGAGAGGAGUGUGAAAAGAAGCCAGCUACCAGUGGGGAGCGGAUUCAUGUGAGAGAAAAUGCGAAGACCAUGGUUGAUUCUGCACUUCAUCAUUUCCGCUCGUGACCAAGCAGACUCCGACGCGAGGAUUUUUUUGCACAAUUUCAAGGCGCGACAUGAGAAUUAAGCAGACGACGUAUGAGUAGACUGCAGAAUGUCUGCACACUGCGAUCGUCUGCUGUUUCCUUCCGUCUGUAGUAG
Amoebophrya sp. A120 is the source of this 698-nucleotide messenger RNA. The record is from the annotation of a GenBank genome assembly. NCBI's taxonomy places the organism in Eukaryota, Dinophyceae, Syndiniales, Amoebophryaceae.